Apodemus sylvaticus (European woodmouse) is the source of this 294-nucleotide messenger RNA. RefSeq names its product secretoglobin family 1C member 1 (gene Scgb1c1). The transcript is spliced from 3 exons. Lineage: Eukaryota; Metazoa; Chordata; Mammalia; Rodentia; Muridae. Bases 1 to 294 code for a protein of 97 amino acids. The record is from RefSeq and is a predicted model, not a curated record.
AUGAAAGGGAGCAGCGCUCUUCUGCUGGUGGCUCUAACCCUGCUCUCCAUCUGUGGGCUGACUAGAGCAGAGGAUAACAAUGAGUUUUUCAUGGAAUUCCUGCAAACGCUCCUGGUGGGAACCCCGGAAGAACUCUAUGCACCGGAAGGGCCCCUGGGCAAAUACAACGUCAAUGACAUGGCCAAGUCAGCACUGACAGAGCUCAAGUCUUGCAUCGAUGGAUUGCAGCCUGUGCAUAAGGAGCAACUAGUCAAGCUACUGGUGCAAGUGCUAGAUGCUCAAGAGGACACAUAA